This is a messenger RNA of Pocillopora damicornis (cauliflower coral), 1145 nucleotides long. RefSeq lists its product as uncharacterized. The record is from RefSeq and is a predicted model, not a curated record. Gene Ontology annotation, molecular function: protein binding. Gene Ontology annotation, biological process: protein homooligomerization. NCBI's taxonomy places the organism in Eukaryota, Metazoa, Cnidaria, Anthozoa, Scleractinia, Pocilloporidae.
ACAUGCAGCAUGAUCAAAGUAUUCUCUCGAUUGUAAAACUGAAUGUCGGCGGUCAUUACUUCACCACAAGUCUUCAAACACUGACCAAAGAUCCAAACUCAAUGCUGGCCGCCAUGUUCUCAGGGAAGUUUGAAAUGGAACCUCGUGGAGACGGCGCUUUCUUUAUCGACCGAGAUGGAACUCACUUCCGGUUUAUACUCAAUUAUCUUCGCACUGGUAAAUUAACUUUACCAGAUGGAGCAACAUUUCUGAAAGAACUUGCCGAAGAAGCUGAGUUUUACCAAAUACAAGGGAUACUAGAUGAAUUGAAAUCGAUUUCGAGCGUGAAACUGAAUGUUGGUGGCCAUUACUUCACAACAACUCUCCAAACACUGACCAAAGAUCGAAACUCGAGGUUAGCCGCCAUGUUUUCAGGGAAGCAUGCCGAGAACGGCACCCUUUUCCUCGACAGGGAUGGAAAACACUUCCGGUUUAUACUUAAUUAUCUGCGGAACGGAGAGCUAGUCUUACCGGAUGGUGCAACGUUUGUAGAAGAACUUUUAACCGAAGCGGAGUUCUACCAGAUUAAAGGGAUACAAAUGAAGUUGAGUAUUAGAUCGGAGAUACUCACGAAUGAGGAACAUAUCAGCCUGCUGCUAAGUUGGUUGCCCUUGCUUGACUCAGGGAAGAGGCGACAUCGCUUUCGUCUUCUCUUCCGAGCUUCUCGAGAUGGCUUCGCAGCCGCAACCUUUCAUUCCAGAUGUGACAACAAAGGGCCCACUGUUACUAUUGUGAAGAGUGGAAAUAAUGUAUUUGGAGGUUUUACAGAACAGUCUUGGAAAUGUGAAAAUGGUCACUCAAGGUGUACUGAAGCAUUUUUAUUCAGUAUGAUCAACCCACAUGGGCAUCAACCAACUAAAAUACCGCUUACUCGUCCUUAUGAAAGCCGGUAUGGCAUCUCGUAUGGAUUUGACCAAGGACCAACGUUUGGCGGCAGGGAACGUGGCGGGCGUUGGGCCCUAAAAAUCUCAGACAAUGCAGACGUAUCAUAUAGUGAGUCUUGUGAUGAUGAUAACGCAUAUGAUUUUCCUCUAGAAAGCGAGCCUUUCUUUACAGGAUCUUCAAGAUUUGUUGUGACUGAUUACGAAGUGUUUUUACUUGAGUAA